Molecule: messenger RNA, 1752 nt
Organism: Colletotrichum orchidophilum
Lineage: Eukaryota; Fungi; Ascomycota; Sordariomycetes; Glomerellales; Glomerellaceae
Product: signal peptide peptidase
Exons: 2
Coding region: 1-1752 (583 amino acids)
Biological process (GO): membrane protein proteolysis
Cellular component (GO): membrane; cytoplasmic side of endoplasmic reticulum membrane; lumenal side of endoplasmic reticulum membrane
Molecular function (GO): aspartic endopeptidase activity, intramembrane cleaving
Source: RefSeq, a predicted model, not a curated record
AUGGCUUCGCCAGUCCCCAGCCCCAUCGGCCCGCCGUUUGACGAGCUUGCCCAGAACCUCACCGGCAACUUGACGGCCGGAAACGCCACCGCUGUCGCCGAAGAAUGGGGCUUCUCCCAGUACGCCAGCUUCCUAACCAUGGAGGCCAAACUCAUCUUCAGCGCUCUGGCCAUCAUCUACAUUGGCGCCCACGGAUCACUCCGCCGGCCGCCUUCAGCCGCUCCUCAGAAACGCAAGGACGGGCAGAGUGAGCGCAAAGAAGAUAAGCCCAUCACCGAGGGCCUCCUACCUACCGACGCCAUCCUCUUCCCGCUCCUGGCCGGAGCUAUGCUGAUUGGCCUCUACUAUCUCAUCCAAUGGCUCCAGGAUCCGGCGAUUCUCAACAAAAUUCUUCGAGUGUACAUGUCUGUUGCGGGUGUCGCUAGUCUGACAACCUUGAUUGCACAUUCGCUGCGCCUUGCCGCCGGAUUCGUCUUUCCCAACUACUUCCGCCACAACGGCUCGCUAUACAACGUCGACGAUGACGAUGAGUCCUUCAUCAAAGUGACCGGCGGGCAGGUGGACCGGAACAACGCUCAGUGUCUCCAGAAGAGCAACCCGCUGCCUUUUGGUCUGCGCAGCAUCAUGCGCUUCAACGCCAUCAAGUUCAACCGGCUCCUUUGGGAUUUGCGCCAUGUCUUGGCGGACGAGUGGACAGUGAAGGCCAAAUUUCACGGCCUCUUCCACGAGAAGUUCCACGUCUCCAUCCUCCACGUCAUUGGCUUUAACCUGGCUGUCAUGACUGUUGUGGCGUACUCCAUGUCAGGCUCGCCGUUCCUGUCCAACCUUAUGGGCUACGGUUUCUGCUACGGCUCGUUCCUCAUGAUGUCCCCGACCACCUUUGCGACCGGCAGCUUGGUAUUGAUCGGACUCUUCUUCUACGACAUUGUCAUGGUCUUCUACACUCCCUACAUGAUCACCGUCGCCACCAAGCUCGACGUGCCCAUCAAGCUCCAGUUCCAGUCUGCCGCUAGGUCCAGCAUUCUAGGACUCGGAGAUAUCGUCGUCCCCGGUAUCGUGAUGUGCCUCGCGCUCCGCUUCGACAUGUGGCGUCACUACCAGCGCCAGAUCAAGUACGUCCCCACCGAUCUCAAGUCUGACCAGCACGACGCCACCUCUGGCAACGUGGUCACCGUGAGCCAGACCCAGCACGUUGCGCAAAAGUCCCCCUACCUCGACAUCACCAACUGCUGGGGCGACUGGUUCUGGUCCACCCCAUCGUGGCUGGGCCUCGUCAAGGCUGGAACGGAGACGGCACCGCCAACGGUGCGCGGAUCAACCUUCCAAAAGACGUACUUCCACGCCUCCUUGGUCGGCUACGCUCUGGGUAUGGUGACCACCUUGGUCAUGCUCGUCGUCUUCAAGCACGGCCAGCCCGCGCUGUUGUACCUGGUCCCGGGUGUCCUCGGUUCUGUCUGGUUGACGGGCCUCUUGCGCGGCGAACUCAAGGAGAUGUGGAUGUACACCGAGGACGGCAGCCUGGACACGCGUGACGUUGUUGUCGAGCUCAAUGGAGACGGCAACGUUGUGAAGGAGGUCAAGGACGAUGAUGGCAAGAAGGACGAUGAGAAGGAGAAGAAGAAGAAGAAGGAAGAGGAAGAGAAGGCUGCGGAGGAGAAGAAGGUUGCUGAGAAGCGGGAUGCCGAGAAGACUGAGUAUAGCAUAGUCGCCUUCUCCGUCACUGCUCCGCUUAGAAAGCCGAAGACGCAGUGA